Messenger RNA from Toxotes jaculatrix (banded archerfish), 1896 nucleotides. RefSeq names its product protein mono-ADP-ribosyltransferase TIPARP-like. The record is from RefSeq and is a predicted model, not a curated record. The coding region runs from base 1 to 1896 and encodes 631 amino acids. NCBI's taxonomy places the organism in Eukaryota, Metazoa, Chordata, Actinopteri, Toxotidae. Gene Ontology annotation, molecular function: metal ion binding; NAD+ poly-ADP-ribosyltransferase activity. The transcript has 5 exons.
AUGUCUGAUGUUUCAUCCAGAAGAGGCACGAAGAGAAAGAUGGCAGCCAGUGUUUCAGAGUCUCCAUCCAAAUCUUCCAGAGUCACCUUCCUGAGCCCAUCCCUCCUCCUCCUGGAGAUCCCCGCUGACACCAACACCAGCCUCCCAGUGUGGGAGGCCAUGAGAUCCCAGCAUGUCGACAUCGCCUGGACGGUCAAUCCCUACAGCGUCAGUGUUCAUUUAACCCCCAUGACCUCAAAGCAAGAGAAGGGUACAACUUCCAGCGUCGCACAGACCUCAGUGCUUUCUUCCAGCAUCCUGCAGCCUCAGAUGGUCAUCCAGUCCAUCACUCAGCAAGAUGGCGCCUCCCAGGGCACCUCCUGCGUCCUGCUCACCUUCUCCCAAAAUGGCGCCCAGUCACCUCAGCCACAGGAAAUACCUCCAAACCCUAAACCAGCCACCUCCAUCAUCGUCUCCCUGCCUCUCAUCAUCACCCAGCCCCAGCUUGCCUGUCUGCCUAGCACCACUACCAAGAAGGGGGUCCUACCCACCAUCCAGACCCCAACAACCACGCCCACCAAGAUACAAGUCCCGUCCAAAACACCUGUCCCCUCUCCUUUCCACACGAGGAGCUCCUCUAACAUCCAGAUCUGCGACAGCUUCCUGUUAAGCAUGUGUCAUGCAGGAAAAAACUGUAAGAUGCACCACACGCCCUACCCGUUUCACUGGCAGCUGUGGUGUGUGACCACCCACCAGUGGAUCGACUUCUCCCUUCGCUCUCAGGUCUUACUAGAAAGGCUCUACUGCGAUAUCAACCAAGAGGUGAUUUUCAUCAAGGAUGGACAAAUGCUCUACAGUCUGAACUUUAACUCCAUGGAGUUGGACAACCCAACGAGGUAUGACGGAGUGAGGCGGCUGACUAACUCCGACAGUGUGGUCAGGAACCCUUACUUUCCCAGCAAAUGGAAAAUCUACUGGUGGAACAACCUGAACUGGCAGGAGUACAACAAGAUUGUGUCCAGCUUUCUGCUAAAGCAGAUGAGUGAAAAGGAGCCCGAGUGUUUCUUCUACAUCAGCUCUCAGGAGUACAAGCUGGAUUUCACCACCAUGACCCAGACCAACGUCACCACCGGGUUCCAGAGAGAAGUUCGCUGCAGACCCGUCUACCGCUCUCCUGAUUCCAUGCAGCCUUACCUGCAGACAGGAAUCCAGACUGACACCACUGUGCCUGCUAGUGAUCCACCAGGGGCAAACUUCAAUGUGGACCCUCUGGAGAAGUUCAGCUCCUGGUAUCCUCCGGUGUGGUGUCGGGCCUCAGAGGAGGAGUACAGGCUGUUAGAUGUUCCGGUGGGGACACUUGCCUACUGGAGGGUCCAAAACCUCUUCUAUGAGAGCCUGCCUGAGACCAGGGUGGACAUAAUCAGCAUCCAGCAGGUUCAGAACCUCCUCCACUGGGACAAGUACCAAAGGUACAAGGCAUACAUGCAGAAGCAGCACACCAAGUCUAAGGAGCCUCUGGAGAGACAUCUCUUCCACGGGACAACCAAAGACGCUGCCGAAGACAUCUGCCACAACAACUUUGACCCCCGCAUGGCCGGGGUCAACGGAGCGUCCUAUGGUUUUGGCUCCUACUUUGCCAUCACUGCCAGCAUCUCCAACACCUUCUCAGCCAAGGUGGGGCCAGAUGAGGUUCGCCACAUGUUUCUGGCCAAAGUCCUGGUGGGGAAGGUGAGUCUGGGAAGGAAUGGCUACCGCCGCCCCCCACCGCUCAGCUCCAAGACGAGGCAAUACUGUCUCUAUGAUACCUGCGUGGACAACAUGGCUAACCCCACCAUGUUUGUAGUUUUUGAUAGCUGCCAGUGCUACCCAUACUAUCUGAUCAAGUACAAAGACCUGCCCAAAGAGAUUGAUAUUUGA